Messenger RNA from Rana temporaria (common frog), 2078 nucleotides. RefSeq lists its product as uncharacterized. The transcript has 5 exons. The coding region runs from base 116 to 958 and encodes 280 amino acids. Gene Ontology annotation, biological process: cellular response to lipopolysaccharide; immune response; positive regulation of gene expression. The record is from RefSeq and is a predicted model, not a curated record. Gene Ontology annotation, molecular function: cytokine activity. NCBI's taxonomy places the organism in Eukaryota, Metazoa, Chordata, Amphibia, Anura, Ranidae.
CAAAAUACUUUACAGCAUGAGCUGUCUCAACAUAUAAAUAUGUGUGUGUACACCCAAUAGUACAGGCGAAGGAUCAGACGGUUCAGGACGUUCUCUAGUACACAGCAACAGAAAAAUGUCUUCCGUUCAGCCACAGCUCGAUCAUCUGAUGGCCUACUGGAAUAUACCUCGUGUAAUCACAUACCCAACUCCUCCAUACAUAACACUUCGGAUAAACAUAGGUCUUCAUAAGGGUCCUCCGUUCCCAAGACCUAGAUUGUUGUUGGAUAUGAUCAGGAAGUUUUCGUCAGCAAAAGAUGGCAGAUUUUAUCUGCCGAAUGAAGAAGAAGAACACGUGCGAUUAGGUGGAGGGGAAGUCUAUAAAAAAAGAACCGGUGAAAUAUCUCAAAUUCGUGAUAAGGGAAACAAAUAUAUAUUUUAUAACCCCUCAUCUGGACUAACAGCCUCGCCAAAACAAAAUUUAGAAGGAGCAAACUUUGAAAUUACAAGUUAUAUUCAAAGAUCCAAUACAGACAAAGUGCCAGUUACUUUGAAAAUCGAUGGACCAAAUCUUUACCUCUCCUGCAGUAAUGGAGAACUAAUACUAGAGGACCCGAACAACAACGGUGAAACCCUUGACACAAUAGAAGACUCAACAAGAAGAUUUCUGUUUUUACGAACAAGAAGCAUACAAAGUGUUACAUUUGAGUCAGUUAUGUCCCCGGGAAUGUUCAUCUGCACCGACUACAUCAGUAGACCAUCUCCAGUGAAAAUAUCAAACUUUUCGGAUAACCAAAAGAUCGUCAGUUUUACAAUUGAUGGAGAAAUAGGUGGCAGUUUUGUGAUGGUUGGAAAUAAUCGAUUUGUACUGGAAGUACCAAUGGAGAUACUGGAACGCUUACAAGAGAAUAACCAACUGAUGGAAAAUACUUAUGAAAGGUUUACAUACAGACCCUAUGGAAAUUCUGUUUGUUGGUAGACUAGACAUUUAAACAUAAAUGCACUGCUUUAUUAAAACUGUGAGGAAAGCAGCUAAACCAACAAACCAUCAACCAUCAAAUUCAGAUGAUUUCUCAUGUUUAUGGACAGAUCUGUGAAGAAUAUUUUUUUUUCUUAAUUCUGUUUUUAUAUUCUAAGUAUUUUUUUUAUUCAAGAAGCAAUAAGGCUAUGCUAUAACUAAAUCAAAUAGCACAUUUUCAUUCUUCUUUUAUUGCAUACAUAACUACAACUAUACCAUGCAACUCUGGCCUUAGCAACUCAUGCAACUGCUAUGGAGCUCUGCACUGGAGCCCAGCACUAUCAACCUACAUAAUAUUAUGUAUAGGUAGCAAUAGCAUUUGCAAAUAUAUUUGGACACAUUAAAUGUAUAUUAAUGUUGGAAUUCUCUACAAGGCAGGACUCUAAAGGGAUUUCCUUGAUGAAUGAAAGUAGACAAUCAGGGCACUUUAAUGGUCUUUAUAAGGUGCCCCAUCAUGCACAGUUACACCCCCAGUUGUAUUCCUUGUAAUUUCACUUUUAUAUUGAUUUUGUUUAUUAAACCAGCUGUUGGAAUUACACUGACUGAGAGGGGGUUACAUAAAGGGAGCUAUUGUGAAUUGAGCCUUUAGAGAUUUAAUGUAUGCAAAGUUCCAUGUCGAGAAAAUCAUGUCUCAAAAAGAGUAAAGCAGAUUUGUGAGCUGAGCCCAUAUAGUCGCAUACAGAACAGUUCUAUGUUAUGUAUAUUGAGAUGUUUUCUAAGUUGCUCGUGCCACCGAACGCCGCUGUGUUGAAGAUAUAUCACCAGCUCAAGUCUUUUACAGAAACAACAGCUUCUUGGAGAGUCAAUCAUCUGGUCCCCUACCACCACACUCAAUGAUUCCUCCUGCUGUGCCCCUACAUCACUACGGCGUGCUGUGGGCUUCUGGGAGAUCGUCACUCCCCAAAAUCUCACAUAUGAAUAUCAUAUUAUAUGUGGUUAAAAUGUUAUCAAAUAAUGAAAGUUGUAUUAAAGACCCUGCAAAAACUUUACCAACUGUGUGUGAAAAACAAUGCACCCUUGUAAAUUUCUGUUUUCAAAUGUUUUAUUGAAAUUUUGAGAAUAAAAUACAGAAUAUCAAAUA